CAAUAGUAAAUAUUACUAUACGAGAAAUGAAUAGUUAACAUAAACGCAUGAUAAUGAUUAUCACAUACAAAUAUAAUUUCGUAUUUUUUAAAUUAUGCUACAAGCCAAUGUACUAUUUGACGGUGUUAUAAAAAAAAACCCAGGCUAUCAGCAUUUAAUGAAGAACAAUAGAAUAAUAAUUAUAACUCAUUUCUAAAAGCUAUCAUGUCCACUGAUAUGAAACGUAAUUCGAAUCUAAUGACCAUUAAUCACAUAUACACGUAAACUACUUAUUAUACUGAUUAAAUGACCUCCAUUAUACUUUUAAUUAUACCAAAAAAAAGCAGUAUGUCUAUAGAACUUAUCGUCGAAACAAUUAAAAUAUUUAAAGUAUAUACGUGUAAAUAAAAAAUUUCAUAAAUUUUUACAAAAAAGAAUAUAGUUUAAGAUUGUUUCUCGAUCUUACAAGUAAACCAUGGCAAUAAAACAUUUAAUAACGACCAUAAUAAUUUUUAUCUCGAUUGAAAAGAUUCAAAGUUGCUUUUAUUUUAUACCUGGGUCACGUGUAAAUUACGACGUUGAUGAAAAUAACAUAGAUUACUUUCCUUGGACAGUGUUAUUAGGAAAACAUCUAGAAGAUAAGAAUUAUGAAAAAAAUAGAAAACAUGAAUUCUAUCAUGGGUCCCUUAUUCACCCACAAGCUGUUUUUAUUGGGACAACUACUCAAUUACAAUUAGAAAAUAGUGGUUAUUCAGUUAUUGGCGGCUGUAAAUCUUUUAAAUCCGACCUUAUGAAUUUUUCUAUUGAAUCAGAGGAAUGUCAAACCAGAAAAGUCGGUGAUGUAAUUGUAGGAAAAUAUCAUAAUAAUGAUAGCAAUGGGAUUUCAGACAGCGGCCGAAAAUUUGAAUAUGUAAAUAUUGUAAUUUUGAAUCAGCCAUUUGAUUUGAAUGAUAGAAUCAAACUAAUUAAAUUAGCAAGAAGCAAUGAUAUGGUAGAUAUGAAUAAUUGUUUUAUUUCUUCUUUAAAACAUUUACAAAGUUCAACGAACUAUGGAAGAGUAACACUCAUUGGAUCGUACAAGGUCGAUAAAUUAACGAAUGGAUCAAUGACUCUACAUAUUUCAGAAAAUAGAAGGCUUGUAGACAAUAAAAAUCGAGAAGAACAGCUCUUGUAUGUACUGCCAGGGAAGAUGUUACUUAAAAUUUUUGGAAGCCCAGUAGUAUGCCAAGAUCGAUUUGAUACUGAAAGAUAUCUGCAGAUAGGGUACUUAGGGGUACGAGUAAAUAAAAUGAAGGCUUCUGUGGCUCGACCACUCAUAACGUAUGUGAGAUUUUUGGACAUUAUUCCGGUUCAAAAGGAAAUACAGAAGAAGCUAAACAGUUAUUUUUAUCCAAAUGAUAAAUGAUACCUUAUCACGUUAGUAUCCUUAUAUAUGGAAGUUGAACUUAAACUUUUCGAACAUAUAUAUAUUGAUAAAUAAAUAUAAAUAAAUUUUAUUAUUAUAAUUGUUAAUUUUAACACAUUA
Molecule: messenger RNA, 1504 nt
Organism: Microplitis mediator
Lineage: Eukaryota; Metazoa; Arthropoda; Insecta; Hymenoptera; Braconidae
Exons: 5
Coding region: 455-1384 (309 amino acids)
Source: RefSeq, a predicted model, not a curated record